GUGAGGUAAAAAUAAUAAUUUUGAAACAAGUAUAUAACGGAGUAAUAGUUUUAAAGAUAGUCAAAGAACACACAGGAUUUUUGAUUUCAAGUUCAAUAGCCGAUAUUCGCAAAGGACCCACACAACACACUAGAACGCUUCUAAACACACACGUCACACGCAUACCAGUUGCCAAUGCAAAUGACGGUCGGAGUUUUGCAAAAUUCCUCAGAAAUCCGCACUUAUUUCGGGUGCAUGUUUGCUCAGGUGCGCGUUUGCAGUGUUCCUAUCAUUGCCGGCCCGUCUUAGAAAGCCGUGCCGUCUUUUAGCCUCAUCGAACGACAUACACACAUCGUAGUGCAUCGUGGAGUCGACGAGUGCUUGAAAUGAAAGUUGCUAUCCCGUUGCUGCUGUUUGUGACGCUACUUGUGGCGGGCCGACUAUGUCAGAGCGUCCCGGACGGUGCAGAAGACGACACCGAGGAGUUGUUCUGUAGCAACCCGAACGAGGAACCGCUAGAAUGUGGCCCAGCCUGUGGGGAUCGAACAUGCAGCAAUCAGCGAAGAAACAACGUGCUCUGCACGAGGCAAUGCAUUCCGGGAUGCUUCUGCAAGGGAGGUUAUGUGCGAAACUCGCGCAACAUGUGUAUACCCUCGUUUAUGUGCUUUACGGGAUGAUAUGUACAUACGUAGUUGAAUAAUCAUAAGUAGUAUUAGGAAUGUGUGAUAAAAUCAAAAUAAACACGUGAGCAACAACUAUUGAGUAGACUGUUUUUUUUAAACAUACGUAAAUCAUAGUUUUGAUAGCACUAAUAUGUCGAAAGAACACUUCUGACAGAGCUGUUGAACCGCAAUAGUAACAGGUUAAAGUCCCGGGAAA
Anopheles stephensi (Asian malaria mosquito) is the source of this 858-nucleotide messenger RNA. RefSeq names its product chymotrypsin-elastase inhibitor ixodidin-like. The transcript has 2 exons. Lineage: Eukaryota; Metazoa; Arthropoda; Insecta; Diptera; Culicidae. Bases 366 to 656 code for a protein of 96 amino acids. The record is from RefSeq and is a predicted model, not a curated record.